Messenger RNA from Lemur catta (Ring-tailed lemur), 4473 nucleotides. Its product is annotated as putative protein ZNF720. The record is from RefSeq and is a predicted model, not a curated record. Gene Ontology annotation, biological process: regulation of transcription by RNA polymerase II. The coding region runs from base 353 to 2647 and encodes 764 amino acids. NCBI's taxonomy places the organism in Eukaryota, Metazoa, Chordata, Mammalia, Primates, Lemuridae. The transcript is spliced from 7 exons. Gene Ontology annotation, molecular function: DNA-binding transcription factor activity; RNA polymerase II cis-regulatory region sequence-specific DNA binding.
UCUGGCGCGGCCUUUGUCUCUUCCGCCGGGCACGGAGCCCCGUCCGCGCUCUGGUGUCGCUCCUGCAGGGGGCCCAGGUGUCUCUGCCGCAGCCCGUGUCACCCGUGACCUGCAGAUAAGACUCUACUUCGUGGGAACUGUUUACAGCAAAGGUGUUUGCCAUCACAUGGACACCUCCUUGCUCAGAUCCAGUAGAAGUUCUACAAGGGUCCUUCUGCCUGCGGGUGUGGUGGUAGCAGAUGGAGGGGUCGCGCUGAGGCCUUGACAUGCACAUGCUCAAGAUGCAGCUGUGACCUGUGCAGAUGACCUCAGCUGAGAAGGCGCCUUAGAGAGGCCGGAGGAAGAGGAAGAAAUGGCUGGUUCUCAGGAAUUGUUAACAUUCAGGGAUGUGGCCAUAGAAUUCUCUCUGGAGGAGUGGGAAUGCCUGGACCCUGCUCAGUGGAAUUUGUAUAGGGAUGUGAUGUUAGAGAACUACAGAAACCUGGUCUCCCUGGGUCUUGCUGCGUCUAAGCCGGACCUGAUCACCUUUCUGGAGCAAAGACAGGACCCUUGGAAUGUGAAGAGACAUGAGAUAGUAGCCAAACACCCAGAUAUAUUUUCUCAUUACACCCAAGGUGUACAGAAAAAGCAAUGCAUAGAAGCUCCAUUUCAAAAAGUGAUAUUGGGAAUAUUUGGGAAUCGUGGCCUCGAAAAUAUACACUUAAAGAAAGAAUCGGAACGUGAGGGUGAGUUUCAAGGGGAGAUUGGAUGUUAUGAUGGACAAACAAAAUGUAGGACAAUUAUCUAUAAUGAAAACAUCACUGAUAGAAAAGGUCAGAAAUGUAAACUACCUUCGAAAAAAUCUCCAUUUUUGUCAGUUACUUUUGCUGAACCACAUGUUUCUGUGAGUGAAUACCAACAUCAACAUUUGGAACAUAAAUUUUAUCUGAAAGGAAAUUUAGAAAAUUCAAAUAGUGACCUAGGCCAUAUUCAAAAUAAUGAUUUGGAUCAAUUAAAAUGUAGAAUUGGGUUAAAUAUUCAGUCAAAUAUUUCUGAAGAUCUGAGAUUUAAAAAUGAAAGGAAGAUUUCCAUAUGUGAUCAAUUUGAUGGGUCACUUGUUAAAGAUUUAUUAUUCUUACACAAAAAGUAUGAUAAAAUCUACAACUUUGAUCAGAAUGAGAAGGUAUUUGCCCAUUCAUCAUUGCUUAAGCAAUAUCAGGGAAUAGAUAAUUGGAGAAGACAUCACACCUAUGACAAAACUUCAAUGUCCUUUAGCCAGGGCUCUAUGCUAAAUUAUUACCAGGAUAUGUAUGUUGAAGACCAAAAUUAUCAAUGCCAUAAAUCUGAGAAAACCUCUAACCAAGGCUCUAGCCCUAGAGAAUAUCUGAAAACUUAUUUUCCAGAGGACUACUACAAAUGUAAAAAAUGUGAGAAAGUCUUUCAUCAACAUUCUAAGCUUAUUUUCCAUGAGUGUAUUCAAGUUCAAGAGAAGUCUUAUGAAUGUAACAAAUAUUUAGAAGCUUUUUCCCAGUCAUCAACUCAUACUCAGCAUGAAGGAAUCCGUUUUGGAGUAAACUCAUACAGAGAUAAUAAAUGUGAGACAGUCUUUGGUCAAUCAUCAAAUCUAAAAAAAUAUGAGAUAAUCCAUACUGAAGAGAAACCCUACAAAUGUAAUGAAUGUGGGAAAGCUUUUAACCGUAGUUCACAUCUUACCCGUCAUCAGAGAAUUCAUACAGGAGAGAAACCUUACAAAUGUAAAGAAUGUGGCAAAGCCUUUAUUGAGAAUUUAUAUCUUACUAAUCACCAGAGAAUUCAUACUGGAGAAAAACCCUACAAAUGUAAAGCAUGCAGUAAAUCUUUUAGUCAUUAUUCAAGUCUUACUCGUCAUCAGAAAAUUCAUACUGAAGGCAAACCCUACAAAUGUGGUGAAUGUGGCAGAGCCUUUAACUGUAGUGCACAACUUACUCGUCAUCAGAGAAUUCACACUGGAGAGAAACCCUACAAAUGUAAAGAAUGUGGCAAAGCCUUUAACUAUAAUUCAAGUCUCACUGAGCACCAGAGAAUUCACACUGGAGAAAAACCCUACAAGUGUAAAGCGUGUAGUAAAUCCUUUAGUCAUUCCUCAAGUCUUAUUUUGCACCAGAAUAUUCAUACUGGAGACAGACCCUACAAAUGUAAAGAAUGUGGCAAAGGCUUUAACUAUAAUUCACAUCUUACUGAACACCAGAGAAUUCAUACUGGAGAAAAACCCUACAAAUGUAAAGCAUGCGGUAAAUCUUUUACUCAUUAUUCUGGUCUUAUUAAUCAUCAGAAAAUUCAUACAGAAGAGAAACCCUACAAAUGUAGUGAAUGUGGCAAAGCCUUUAACCGUAGUUCACGGCUUGCUGGGCACCAGAGAAUUCAUACUGGAGAAAAGCCCUACAAAUGUAAAGCAUGCGGUAAAUCUUUCAUUUAUUCCUCAAGUCUUAUUUCACAUCAGAAAAUUCAUGCUGGAGAGAAACCCUACAAAUGUAAAGAAUGUGGCAAAGCCUUUAACUAUAAUUCAUGUCUUACUGGGCACCAGAGAAUUCAUACUGGGGAAAAGCCCUACAAAUGUAAAGCAUGCAAUAAAUCUUUUGCUCAUUCCUCAAGUCUUAUUUGGCAUCAGAAAAUUCAUACUGGAGAGUAACCCUACAAAUAUAAAGAAUGUGGUAAAUUCUUUUACCAUGGUUAAAAGUCAACGUAGAAGAAUUGAUACUAGAAAGACUGUACAGAUGUAAUAAAUAAGGAUAGAAUUUUAUAAAAAAUAUAAAAUUUAGAAAUCACAAGAAAGAUCACAGAGAAAGAAAUUUUAUACAUUCAAUAAGCAAAAUAUUUAAUUAAAACUCAUCUGAUUGUAUCAAGGGAUUCCCAGAAAAAAUGACUAAAGCAGACUGCUGUAAUUUUUCAGGCUUCAAUCAGUUUUUGAGAAAGUAGAUGGAGUCGUGGAUGAAUCCAAUUUUGUGGGCAUAGGUUUGAAAUACUAUGUUGGAGAUGAAUACAUGGUAGAGAUGAAGAUACCUGUGGGAGGCUGUUCUAGGCAGAGUCAGCAUGGUGUGUCCUGUGGUUAAAUCAGACUCCAUGUUUCUCAAGGUCCAAAUAUAAAGGAUAACCCCAAGAUAGGUUAGAUCCACUGUAGGUAGGUGACCUUCUGGGGAAGGUGAUCCAGGGGUGGCAGGGACCUCCCUCAUUUCAACUCAGUCCAUCAGUGGGUCUAGUCAUGCCAUCCUUGCUCUCUUUGAGGCACUGGGAAAUGUGGGGGAGCAGUUGGUCAGUCAGUUGCUUUGAGUAUUUUAACCUGAAGCCUUUCACCAAAUUUUUAGGCUACAAUUCCCCAUGAUCUUUUACAGCCCAUCUUAUCCUUUCACCCACUGUCUAGAGUGGAAAGUAGAUUGUGAAUUUUGGAAAAAAGUACAACAAAGUUGGGUUUCAGGUUAUAUUCACACAUUUAAUGUUGGCACAAUUGAAAUAUAUUUUGUUCUGUAGGUAUUAAUUUCUGUUCAGGUAUAUGAAGAAAAGACUAUUGUAAAGUAUCUGAAUAAAAUGUGUAUUUUGUAUAUGACGAAUAGGUAGCAGUCCAGGACUGACGAAAUAGUGCAAUGACUUUAUGGGGUACUAGUUUGUUUCCAUUUACCCUUUCUGAUAUUGUGUACAGUUAGUCAGUGUGCUCACGCUUACUCAAGUUAGCUGCCCCACCUUCCAGUAUCAAACCACAUUCCAGACAGAACAAAGAGUAAAUGAGAAUCUGAUAGAACACAGGGAAUUUUAUUGGACACCAUUACUUAAGGCCUUUCUUCCCUAGCAUUUGUCUUUAUCUCACUGACUAAAAUUAUGGUAUGUUCACUCUAUGUGGAAAAGUCUCUCUGAAACACAAAAGCAUGUAUGGGAACAUAAUUGGGAAUGAUUGUUUUUACGUGGAUCAUUGCUUAGUCCAUUUAUGUUGCUAUGAAGAAACACCUGAGGCUGGGUAAUUUACUAAAAAAGAGAGGUUUAUUUGGCUCACAGUUCUGCAGGUAGUACAAGAAGCAUGGCAACAUCUACUUCUGGUGAGGGGUUUGGGGAAUUUCCACCCUCAGAAGAAGAAAAAGAAGAACAGACAUCACAUGACAAGACAGAAAGAAAGAGGAGGGAGGUGCCAACCCUCUUUAACCAUAUUUCAUGGGAACUGUGAGUGAAGAACUCACCUAAUCCUGCAAGAACGGCAUCAAGCCAUUUAUAAGGGAUCCUUUUCCCCAUGACCCAAGCACAUUCCACUAGGCCCCAUAAUUAAUAUUGGGGAUCAAAUUUCAAGACAAGAUUUGGAGGGCCAAAAAUGAAAAUUCUAUCAAAGUGUGUUAGAAAAUAUGACAUAAAGGCCAUCACACUGGCAUAGGGUUUUGUAAGAAACCCCUAAAUUUUAGAAUACAUAUCCAAGCUUUACAAAAUUCAAUUGUGCAUUCAAAUGAUCUGUUUCUUGUUUUUUUAUUUAUUUUUAUU